AAGAAGUCUGUUAUCACCACAUUAGGCCUACAAACACAUUCAAAUUAUACUCGAUAAAACUGGAAUUCAGGAAUCUGUACAAAACCAACUGACCAACCAGAAUCUCCGAGUCUGACUGAGGUUGCACUGUUUGUUUCACAUCACCACAGGGACCAAAUCACAAUCGUCAUGAAGUUUGCAUUUGUUGCUUUCAUUCUUUUCGCCGCAGUUGAUGGAUUGCUGGCUGCACAAUGUUACUCUUGUGCUUAUGUCUCUGGUCUAAGCGGAGAUGAAUGCAAUGAUCCCUUUGAUACAACUGGGAACUCUACAGACACCUGUGAAGGAACUUACUGUAUGAAAUCUACAGCAAAAAUAAAUGGGGAGGUAACAUCGGUGACCCGCAGCUGCAGUGAAGUAUGUACCGAGCUGUGUGCUGAAUUAUUUGGCAUUGAAGGAUGUGCUUUCUGUUGCCAAGGUGAUAAUUGCAAUGGAGCAUCAUCACUCACUUUCAGUAUUUGUACAAUUGUUUCCAUGGUAACUUUUGUCAGAAAACUAUCUGCAUAGAGACUUAUGUUCAACACUUACUAUGUUGUUGAUGGAUCUAUUUGACCAGUUUAAGUUCAUAUACACUUUGUUAGCUAGAUAUGGUGGUAACUUGAUUCAAGAUAUGAUUGGCAUGAACAGUUUGUAAACAAUAGAUAAGUUGCAUUUUGGCUUGCAGGCGCAUCAAGAGCUCAGUUAAUUAACACUUACCAUGCUGUUUACUAACCAAUCAAGCACGCCGUUCUUGCUCAAAACGCGUGGCUGUGUGUACCCAAUUGCCCAUAAAGAUGGCUGAUUUACGUCGUGUGGGAACUAUCUAUAGGAAGCAUGGGUCAGUCAUAAACCAUUUUACAACUUUGUUCAUGCCUCUUAUACCAAGAUGAUUACCAGCAAAUAGAUUCCAACUUGGUACUUUUCAUGGUUAACAUAGAAUAAAUAUCAUCCAAUAUUAAAUCAUUUUAUGAAAUUUAUCUUUCGUAAGUUCCCUUGUGUUACUCAUGUUUUGAAAAUGUUAAAUGUUUUUUUUUUGCCAUGGCAGUGUUAUAUAUGUCACUUUUCAUAAUAAAAACCCUAAUUUGGGGGGCUUGCGUCAAAAGUUAUCCAUACCCAUGGGUAAAUGGGUAAGAUUCAGCAUACAUGUCAUUAUUUGUCUUCAAUGUCAUUAAAUUAUAACAGGCAUGCAACUCUUCCGCGUUUUAAAAAAAUUUGUAUAUUAUCUUUUUGUUCCCAGAUUUGUUUAGCCUAAUAUUAUAUGCCUGGCAACAACAGUGUACAACUACAAUCAUGUAAAAUAAGCCUAGUACAUGCUAACAAUGCACCUAAGAGCAUGAUAAACCUCAACAUUUUCUAGGGUAUCAUUUUGGGUGUCAUGUCCCAUGGCGUUU
Asterias rubens (European starfish) is the source of this 1406-nucleotide messenger RNA. RefSeq lists its product as uncharacterized. The transcript has 4 exons. Bases 169 to 543 code for a protein of 124 amino acids. The record is from RefSeq and is a predicted model, not a curated record. Lineage: Eukaryota; Metazoa; Echinodermata; Asteroidea; Forcipulatida; Asteriidae.